Messenger RNA from Scophthalmus maximus (turbot), 6022 nucleotides. RefSeq names its product Rho GTPase activating protein 1 (gene arhgap1). Lineage: Eukaryota; Metazoa; Chordata; Actinopteri; Pleuronectiformes; Scophthalmidae. Gene Ontology annotation, molecular function: GTPase activator activity. Gene Ontology annotation, biological process: negative regulation of endocytic recycling; small GTPase-mediated signal transduction. The transcript has 13 exons. Gene Ontology annotation, cellular component: cytoplasm. Bases 255 to 1547 code for a protein of 430 amino acids. The record is from RefSeq and is a predicted model, not a curated record.
GAAGAAGAAAAAAAAACGAGGAACCGGAAAAGGUGUUGACGCAGUUCGUUGUUGUCAGCAGCAGUGGCGGAGCUCUGAAGUGACACACACCGCCACCACAGACGCAGCAAAGCCCGUCGGCAGACCCGCGGAGCAGCGACACAUUUCACGGACCCUUCCGCUCCUGAGUGGAGGUUGCAGCCUCGUACGUCAUCACUGUCGAGUGUGUGUGUGUCAGCGUGUGCGUGUAGCGCCGCUCUGCAGCACUGUGUGUGAUGUCUUCAGAGCUGCUGGUGGAUUUGGGCGAAGACCCUGCUACUGCACAGCUCGGACAGCUGAAGCUGACCACGAUAGAGGACCAGCAGUGGCCCCCAGACGAGGCUACUCUCAGCAAGUCAGAGACGGACAUCUCCCAGCGCUUCGACAGUGGCUCUCCCCACCUCCCCUGGGACCAUCCCUUCUAUGACAUCGCCCGGCAUCAGAUCAUUGAAGUGGCAGGAGAUGACAACUUUGGCAGGAAGGUGAUCGUGUUCAACUCCUGCAGGAUGCCCCCUCAGCACCAGCUGGACCAUCACAGGCUGCUGAUGUAUCUUAAAGGAACACUGGAUCAGUAUGUGGAAAGUGACUACACUCUGAUCUAUUUCCAUCACGGGCUGACCAGUGAAAACAAACCAUCUCUCAGCUGGCUCCGAGAUGCGUACAGGGAGUUUGACAGAAAGUAUAAGAAGAACAUCAAGGCUCUGUACAUCGUGCACCCCACCAUGUUCAUCAAGACUCUGCUGAUCCUCUUCAAACCAAUCAUCAGUUUCAAGUUUGGCAAGAAGAUCAACUAUGUGAGCUACCUUAGCGAGCUGGAGGACGUGGUGAAGUGUGAGCAGCUGCUCAUCCCUGCGCGUGUCAAAGAGUACGACAACAAGCUGAGAGCGUCUCUGAAACCAUCUGCCCAGCCUCCUAUGUCCCCUCCUCGCAGCCCCCCGCUGCCCGACCAGGUGUUCGGGUUACCACUUGCACUGCUCAGAGAGAGGAGUUCAGACGGUGAUCCAGUUCCUGUGGUGAUGAGAGAUACGAUAACUUUCCUUUCAGAGCAAGGUUUGGAGAUUGAGGGGAUCUUCCGACGGUCAGCCAAUGUUACCCUGGUGAAGGAGGUCCAGCUCAAAUACAACUCAGGCACAGUGGUGAAUUUCAGAGAGAUUGAAGACGUCCACUUGGCUGCUGUGAUUUUGAAAACGUUCCUGAGGGAGCUGCCUGAGCCUCUGCUGACCUUCCAGCUCUACAACGACAUCGUCAACUUUGCCUCCGUAUCCAGUGACAACCAGGCGACCGCCAUGAAGACGCUGGUAGAGUCACUGCCAGAGGAAAACUACGCGUCGCUGCGAUACCUCAUCACGUUCCUAGCUCAGGUGUCAGCCAACAGUGAGGUGAAUAAGAUGACGAACAGCAACUUGGCUGUGGUGUUUGGGCCUAACCUGCUCUGGGGGCGGGACAACGCCAUGUCACUUAGUGCCAUUGGGCCAAUCAACAACUUCACCAGAACCCUGCUGGACCAGCAGCAUCUGAUCUUCACCUAAAGCAACGCAACCACUGUGACCCUCCCUCUCAUGCAGCAUUAAGUCUUGAGUUCAGCCCAGCUACUGACCAAUCGGGAGCCUCGUCAGGGUACUUCUCCACCUACUGCACUUAGACAGUCCCACCAAGUCCAUCUGCUUUUCAAUUAAACACCACAAAUAUCCUACAGACCAAUGCACUUAAUUUUGUCUCCGACCAGUCUUAACUAUCUGAUUGGCAGUUGUCACGAGGUGAAAGAUGAAAACAAAGAUUUUGUGGUAGAAAGUUAUCGUGCCACUAAAUUUCAUAAUUUGUAUAUUUUGCAAAAAGGUCAUUCUAAGUUGACUGACAGAGACGGUUGCUCUGCAGUGAGCGUCACAGGAUUGAUCCCAUACAUUUCCUUUCACGCAGCCUUUUAGAAUCUGUCAUCAGAGCUUCUCUUCUAACUCCUGACUCCUGAAUGGUUUGUGUGUUUUUAGUUCAAAUAGAUUGUGUUUGUUCAUAAUUGUAACUUAAAAUGAAGAUCUGGCCAUAUUUCAGGACUAUUUUAUUUUUGCCACAAUAGUACAUCUCUGAAUCUACCACCUCCCUUUACACCCAACAAGCCCUUCAGAGUGUCCAGUCCUAAAUGCAUGUGUGUACAAUCUUUUAUCUCCGUAGGAGGAUUACUAGCAGGGGACUUAGACGUCCUCAGUUUCUCUGUAUAUUGUGCCGUGCUGUUUGCCUGCUCCUUUCUAUGUUGUACCAAAAAACAUCCAGUGUCACAGAAAGACCCAGAGAGCAGGGGUGGUACAUAAUGUAUAACAGCUACAGGUAAUGAAAGAGUGCAGUUAUUAAACCUACAAGGAUUAUGAUCCCAGACUAAAGAGAGGAGAGAUGAAGAGAUGGAGGUCUCAGGUUAAACGUCGUGUGUGGACAAUCUAUGAGAUGCUGUAAAACAAAGAUGGAGCGGUGGAACGUGACCAGAGUUGAUCCUAUCAGCAGACAGAGAUCCGACCAAGUGUCAGAAAUAGAAACUCACGGCUGUGCAUGUAGAUGAAGCUAAUUCUACACAUUCUGGUGUCAGAGGACUCACUGCUGUACUGUACUUUAUCCUGAUGCUUUAUAUCUCUCUCCCCACUAUAUCUGACUUUGUAAUAAUAAUAUGAAUCAUUGUUAACUCGCCUCUGUCACAACAUGAUAACUCUUGUCAUAAUAUUGACUCACUAGGCCAUCAGAUGUUUUCGGAUCAUUAGGUGUCAUCAGAUGUCUCGGAUCAUUAGUUGUCAUCAGAGGAGCUGAUGGUUUUUCUAUGGUACGGGAUAAACAGGGGAUACAACUCUGUUUCAUAUAAAAUCUAAUAUUCAGUAGCACAAAAGUAGAAAAUACACAACCUUUUUUUUACCUCGGCGGCAGAAAGAACCAGCCUUUUGUUUUGAGUUUCCAUUAUUGCCCAUUGAUGCAAAAAGGGCCUGGAUGUUGACCUGUUGUCUGGAUGAACUCAGAGCGAUGUCCAUUUUCACAACCAGGACGACAACAGUCCCGCCUUCCCACCGCUCUUCGGGUCUUUUCCCCAAAUUGAUGGGCUUUAAGUGUUUAUAACGUAAAAAAUGUUUAAAACAUUUUGUGGGAAGCGCUGACAUUCACUGAUGGCUGUUUAGGCGGGAGGGGAAGAACAGCGAAGUGGAAACCGCUGGAUGGACGUAGUGGUUGUGUCUGAGGGAGAGGGCAGCAGAGUGUUGUGACUCUGCGGUGCCACGGCUUUUAAUGUAAAAAUGAUCACAAAUCAUCAGAAAACGGAGCCUCAGAGACAGAAACAGUCUUCAUGUCCCUGCCAAUUGAGACAGUGUAGAUUUAUCCUCCUCUAAUCUCUUGUUUUGAUGUAUUUGCUGCUCAUUACAGGAAGUGAUGAACUGUAAAAAACAUGAGGCAGUAGCAUUCAGUUUACAUGUGACCGACUUCAUCCCCUCAGGGUUUGUGUCGACCACACGUGCUUGCCACUAGAGCCAGACUGAUAUGGAUUUUUUUUUUUUUAAACAAACCAAUAUAUAUUUAAAAAAAUUGGCAAUUGUCGCUAUGAAACCCUAAAACGUUAUCACAGAUAAAUAAAAAUAAUAAGAAGAGUGCAGCUUUGGUACUCGUAGCUGACGUGCGUUUUGACGGAGACUUGUGAUAAUCUGAGAGUGGUUUUAUGAGUUAUUGUUGUGGAGCUUCUGCAGUCGUGCUGUGACGCCUCUGUGUGUGUUCUGGAUCACGUACUAGAUGAUAUCAUUUUGAAUAGAGGUUUUCUCCCCAGUUGCCUUUGGUUGUGCUUGAUGCUGUGCAAUAUAAUGGGGUUGUGUGAGGGGGGUCUGGGCGUGUGCCAUGUCCUCAUGGUGCUGGGUCCCUGUACCUGUGAGGUAUAAAAAACAACAACCUGUGUGGUUAUUUCAAAUAACCAAUCAGAACUAGACAGGUAGGACUGGUACACCAACAUGGCUUCUUGUCGUGUUCAUUUGUAUUAAUAUGGAACAGCAAUGAGGAGGCGGUGUCCGAGCUUUGCCUGAGGCACAGGUCGUCGCCAGUCAGAAUCCAGUAUUCUCUGCCGAGUAGUAAUUCUGGAACUAUCCUGACCUGUUACACUCUUGAGGUGCAUCGUCAAGCUUCAUAUUUACAUUAUCCAAAGCCUUAAUUUCAAGAGAGGACUUUUCAUUUUCUGCCAUCUGCCUCCAAAGUCGGCUCGUCCGAAGCUUUGCAUUCCGUGUCAAAUUCUCAACGAAGACUCGCGCUUCACGAGCUCAGUGAGCUGUUGUACUGCCCUGUAGUUGUUGAUCAGUAUGUGUUGUGUACAGCGGGAGGACAGAGUUACCCAUCUGUCCCGUGUGACCCGUAUCAGUUGUGUGAAGACUCUACAAGAGGCCAAAUGCUAUUGAAUCAGUUGACCUUCAUCUUGUCAAUGUUAAAAAGUCCUAUCAGUGAGUCGAUACUAGUGUUGUAAUGUUGUUAUGAUUCUUAUAAUGAAAUGUGACUGAAAAGCACCAAAACACCUGAGAUACAGUUUGACUGAAAGCUGGAACCUCCCCCCCUUCCAAAAAACCCUAAUGUUUACCUGUUGUAACUCCCAGUCAUGUCAAGACAUGCUAUUGGUGUAUAUAUGUGUGUGUGUGUGUGUGUGUGUGUAUUUGUACUUGCUUGUAAAUGCUGAUUCAUCUGGACCAAUUACAUUUGACAAGACAAAAUAUUUCUAACUGUUGUUUUAUAUAUAUAUAUAUAUAUAUAUAUAUAUAUAUAUAUAUGUAUAUAUGUAUACAUAUAUUAAUGUAUGUAUAUGUGUGUGUGUGUGUGUGUGUAUAUAUAUAUAAACUAGGGCUCUAUCAUGUAAGGUGUGUGUGAGUGCGUGUGUUGGUGAAAAUGUGGUAACUCAAUUCCUUUUUUUGAUUUUAUGAUUUGACAUAAUGGGAAGGAUUAUCUGGUUGGGAGCCAGGCUCUUAAAACACAAAACUGAAAGAAAAAAAAUAAUAACCUUUUUUUCUUAGCUUGUGAGAAAGUUUUUUUUUUAUUUGACUACAGCAACAUGUACAGUGUGUGUGUGUGUGUGUGCGUGUGCGUGUGUGCGUGUGCAUGCUCGUGCCUUAUUAGUUAACCCCCAAGCAAUGGUGUGAUGAGCCAUCACAGUGCCAGUGUGCCCGUUCUGCCAUAGACUUAAACAACAGGAGGUGCGUUCAACACAUCUGCGGCGUUUGUAUGUUACAUAGUGGUCAAACAGUAUGUUACUGUAUGAAUGUGUCCUGAAGAGGAACACACACAGGGGACGGUCGAACUUCCGUCCAAACUAGUCAGCUUGUUGAACACAGCUCAACUGUAAUGGAAAAUCACAGGCUUAUAGAAACGUUAUGAAAUAUGAAAACCAUAACUUCUGCAUAUAAUAAAUCGUAGUAUUUUGACAUGAAAAAAUGUUCACCUUAAUCUCAGAAUUUUAUAAUUUUCUUCCAGCAAAUUAUAAUUUACCUUUAAUUUCCUGAGAAAACUCGUUAUUUUAUGUUCAGUUUUCAAACGUUCAGAGCUUCAUCAGCAUCAAGUUAACCCACCAAUAAUUUAUCAUUCUCACAUGUAUUCAAAUAAUCAAAUUCAUCUUUUUUGUUUCUGGUGUACAAGAGUGACACACAAUGCUCUCUUCACUAUAUACUAUGACGUAUUACUUUAAAUUUUAUGGCAAAUGCAACCAAGUACAAUUUCUGUUUGCUUCAUUUCUAUAAUGACGUUUUCCUUAACUCUGCUGAUACAUUACAGCCCCGUCUAAUCUAUGGAUCUUUGUACUGUAACUGUUGUCAUGGUGACAGUGAACAAUAUUUCUCCAUGAGAGAAAUUAUUCGGUUUCCUGCCUGAUCUAUUGAUACGUAGUGAUUUUAUUUUCUUAACUCUUAAAAUUGUUUCAUCCUUUACUUUUGAUAUGUGGAUCUUAAGUCUUAUAUAUGUGUAAUAUAAUGGUAGUAUACUGUAAUAUCACUAUGUGCAAACAAUAAACGAAUGGUGAAUGAAA